Messenger RNA from Pipistrellus nathusii (Nathusius's pipistrelle), 1059 nucleotides. NCBI's taxonomy places the organism in Eukaryota, Metazoa, Chordata, Mammalia, Chiroptera, Vespertilionidae. The record is from the annotation of a GenBank genome assembly.
AUGUCUCUGUAUUGUGGAAUUGCUUGCAGGAGAAAAUCUUUUUGGUGCUAUAGGCUGCUGUCAACCUAUGUCACUAAGACCCGGUAUUUAUUUGAACUGAAGGAAGACGAUGAUGCAUGUAGAAAAGCCCACCAGACGGGAGCAUUUUACCUCUUUCAUAACCUGGCUCCUCUGCUUCAGCCAUCAGAACAUCAACACCUGCCCCCCAAGCUUCGCCUACUGGAGUUGGAAAAGCUCCUGGAUAAAUUUGGCCAGGACACACGGAGAAUAGAAGAUUCCGUGCUGAUUGGAUGCUCCGAACAGCAGGAAGCAUGGUUUGCUCUGGAUCUAGGUCUAAAUAGCUCCUCUUCCGCAAACGCUUCCCUGCCGAAACCUGAAAUGGAGACGGAGCUCCAGGGGGCUUUCAUGGAGCUGCGGAAGGCUCUCUACCGGCUGAACGUGAAGGAGGCCUCCUUGCUGACCACGGCGCAGGCUCUCCUCCGCUGGCACGAUGCUCACCAGUUCUGCAGCAGAAGCGGGCAGCCCACCAAAAAGAACGUGGCCGGCAGCAAGCGUGUGUGCCCUUCCAACAAGAUCAUCUAUUACCCGCAGAUGGCUCCCGUGGUGAUCACUCUGGUGUCAGAUGGGACUCGAUGCUUGCUUGCCCGCCAGAGUUCCUUUCCCCAGGGGAUGUACUCUGCCCUGGCGGGUUUCUGUGACAUAGGUGAAACUCUGGAAGAGACUGUCCAUCGAGAAGUUGCAGAAGAGGUGGGACUGGAGGUGGAAAGACUGCAGUACUCUGCAUCCCAGCACUGGCCCUUCCCCAAUAGCUCACUCAUGAUUGCUUGUCACGCAGUUGUGAAACCAGGGCAGACAGAGAUCCAGGUGAACUUGAAAGAGCUAGAAGCAGCUGCCUGGUUUAGCCAUGAUGAGGUGGUCGCAGCCCUGAAGAGGAAGCACCCAUAUGCUCAGCAACAGGAUGGGACUUUCCCAUUCUGGUUGCCCCCUAAGUUAGCCAUCGCCCAUCAACUGAUUAGGGAGUGGGUGGAAAAUCCGACCUGCCCCGCCCUGCCUGCUUAG